Spirodela intermedia is the source of this 5982-nucleotide messenger RNA. The record is from the annotation of a GenBank genome assembly. NCBI's taxonomy places the organism in Eukaryota, Viridiplantae, Streptophyta, Magnoliopsida, Alismatales, Araceae.
AUGGCGUCAAAGGAGAGCCUGGAGAAGAUGAAAGGACGGCAGGAGUACCGGAAUCUCUGGCACACCGACCUGCUCAGUACCGCCUCUGCCGACUUCCCCUGUAAGAUUCUCGACACUGUCUUCUUCUUCGGUGAAUGACGGGAUCGCUGAUUCAAGUGUCCUCUUUCUUCAUCCUCUCUGCCGCAGUCUGCUGCCUCUCCUUCUGGUGGUGAGUGUUCUACUCCGAUUUGGUCGAAUGUUUCGUUUCUUUAAAUGUGUAAAUAGAUGGGCGAGCGCCUAGAUCUUCGUCUGUCGUCUCAUGGUUAUUGUGAUCGGGGUGCUCAGCACGUUUGCUGGCGUUGGUUCUACAUUAAAGCUCCUUGAAAUCGUGUACAGAUUUACUGAUUUUCCCUCAUUCUGCUUAGAUGCAUAUCGAGUGGUAGCGUGUGAUCCCGGAUAUGUUUGCUAUUUUUCCGUGUUGUUAUCAGUUCUCUUUGCUCGGAAAUCGAAAUUUAUAAGCAUAAGACAGAAAUUUUAUUUUGGGUGUCUCCAUGUGAGUUUGAUCUCUUUAAUUCUUGUAGCCCUCAGUGGCCAAGUUAUGGCUCAUCUUGUUCAUAAAGCCUUCCGUUCGCUCAUCAUUCUACUGUUCACUGGAAUCCCCAAUUGUUCUAUAAGAAACAAAAAACUCCCAAUAAUUGGUGUUGGCGAAAGCAAAGAAUAAAAAGCCCGAUUCCUAUUCGAUAAUUAGCUAUUUUUUUGAGAUACUUUUCGAAAUGUAAUCUCAGUGAAAUUUAUCUGACGAUUCUCAAUUAAUCCAGCGACAGAUGAUCUAUACGACUAUGAGAGAUCUAUGCACUUAUCAUUUGUUUCUUCCUUGUCCCAUCUGUGGAAUUAAGCGUUUCUUUGAUUUUCGUUUCAUCAAUUUUUAAGAUUUGGCAGAAGAUGUGUUUUGAUGCAUGCCUUCUUGAUGAGACUACCUCAAAGAGUUUUGAAGUGUUGAAGAACAGUACCUGCGAACUCAACAUGAGAAAAUGCACUCGAACUGUUUAUUAUGCUUUUUGUGCUUGAUGCUGGAUAUUUUUGACAUCUUUUAUAUCUUUAUCCUCGGACUAUAUUUUAUCUGUUUGAUAUAUUUUUUAAAAGUUUGCAUAUUUUUUAUUUUUCUUUAGCAUAUAAGUUUUAUUAGUUGUGCGCUUGUUUUAUUGUAGCGGACCGUGCAUCUCAUACCACCUACGGAAAAGGGCUCUUUACAAUGAUAUGUCUAGGUAGUGUCUUUUUCUUCCCCAGUUUUACCCGUUGUGCUAUGACUUGAACUUUUCUUUGUAAAUUCAUUCAACAUGCUGGUAUGUCUGCCCAUGUAGGUAUGUUUGCUGUGCUGGGUAUAUUCCAUGCAGUGGCAAGUGUGGAGAACGCAAAUGUCCCGAGUUGUGCCUUUGCACAGAGGUUACUGUGAUUUUCCGAAUUCUUUUUCUUUGGCAUUAUUGUGCGCAUGAAGCCGAGAGACAUUACCUUCAACCCAUUGAGUUCCUUGGUGGCCCAUAUUUAUAAGUUUCGUUGGAAAUUUUUUGCUUCCGAGGAUGUUGCAUAGAAAACCAUACUUUAGAUGAUAGGCCAUUUUUAUACUCUUGGCUUUUUUCAAGAUUAGGUUCAUUCACUGCAAAUGCGUGGUCAGCUUCUUGAAUUUAUGUUCUUUUGGGUAAUUUUCAGUUUUAAAAAAAUAACAUUAAAUAGAAAGAUUUGGAACAUAGAUUACACUUACGUUAUUUACUUCUGUGCACAGUAGAACAGCAUGAAGUAGAAAGUAGUUCGCCAUUUUCCUAUUUUCAGAACUGUGAUCAGUACACUUUGUUCCUAUUUCCUGUCACUAUUUAUUGGUGGAAAAAUAAAUGUGGGGGGCUCUUCCCUGAAUCUAUGUUGUAGUUCGCCAUUUACUUAAUAGGAGCCAUAUGAAUGAGGCACAUGGUUCGUACAGCAUGUAAUGAUGAGUUCACAGGACAAAACCAGUACGUGAUUCAGUAACCUUUCACAAGUCAAACCCGGAUACUGUCAAUUGACUUUAUCCAUUCGGAUACUAUUUGCCGUUGCCACUGAUGAUUCGCCAUCCAUUCCCCUCACCACCCCUACUUUCUUUUAUGUCACUAGGCAUUGCAGGCCGAGCAUAGUCCCUCUUUCAACUUGUAACUGGUUCUAAGAGGAACCCAGGUUGAGUCACUUAAACAAAUUCUCAAUCCACUGAAUGCAGGACAGUCCAGAAUUUCCUAGAAUUUGGUAAUCAAUCGCUUCUCAUAACGUGUAACCAAAUCUGUGAAGAGUCCUUAUGAUAUCUCUUCAGUUUCUCUAAAUCACUGGUGGCCUACCAAAUUUCCCUAUAUAAGGGAAGCCUUCCGACUUGCAUGUUCCAAGUGACAAGUGGAGCAUGUCGUGCUCAGUCUCUUACAUUGUUUCUACUGCUCAGAUUUUACCAUUGGUUGUUUUCAUCAUAUGAGGAUCGAGUGGCUGAAAAGGAACUAUGUUAGAGAAAUUGAAUAUGGCAGUAUUCAGCUUCCUUGUAUAGUAAAUUGGAUGCGGAUGUCUUAAUCGCAUCACUUCACAGUCUGAGUUGCAAAAUAACGAGCAAGAAUGAUGUCUGAGGAUGGUUUAAUGUUUGGUCUUCCUAAUUUAGUUGAGCCUACAACAUCACCUCUGCCAGUGUAGCCAUAAUUCAUCAACUGGAGCCACCAGUUCAUAUCCAUUUCUAAUUGCAAUGUAAACUCGUCUGAGGUAAUGCUGAAAAUUUAUGGAAUCAUUGGCAAUCAUGGAUACUAGUUUAAUAAACCUUUUGUCUUAUAAUUUAUUGUAAAAAUUAACCAUAUUUCGUUCAUAUCAUUUCCUUAGUCAAUUUUAAAUGUUUUUGCAAAUCCGUUUUCUAGCAUAUGGGAAAUAAUGCCGCUUGCAACUCUAUCAUAUCAGAUGAGGAACAGGAAUAAAGUAAGUUUAGUAAGUGUGUGAUUUUGCCACUGAGGAGUCUAGUUUGGCUAAUCAUGGAAUGCACGCUUCUGCCAUUCAUGAGAGGAAAGAAAUGCAAUAUCACGUGAGAACAAACAUAGAGAUGUAAAUUUGUUUCUUGACAUCUUUUAUACAAGUGUAGAAGAACUUGUUUUACUGGCUGAAUGAAACGCUACUGAAACUAAAAAAAUUACUGAAGGAGACACCAUUGUAGAAUGGGACAAGAGAAGCCUUCAAAAGAAAAAAUAUUUCUGCAAAAUCCCAGUGAAUGAAGUCAAUACGUCAGUGAUAAAAUACGAUGAAUAGAAUAUGUACAUUAGAAAAUCACCAUUAUGUUAUUCUUAGUUUUAGAAUGAUGUCAGCAGCAAGUUAAUGAGCGAUACCAUGAAGCUUUGGGUAAGAAGACUUGAAAAUGGCAAUGGUGUUGGAUAAUCAGUCUUUCUUUUAAGCCGUGAAGCUUGUGUUUUUUGUUGAUUUCCUGUUUGGAUAAUGCUUCCAGUAAUUCCAGGGAUAGAUGAUAUCGGUAUCGCUUUUACGAAAUUUAGAACGUUCUGGCCUUAAUUAUCAACGAAAUUACCCAGUUAUUCUUUCUUCUUACCACAAGAAACUUCUUGGUUUUUUUGUCCAUACAGUUAACUGUCGUGUUGCAAAACCAAAACACCCAAUUUUAUUAGUUGCUCAUUCUCAGGCAAUCCUGAAGGUCUUGGUGAAUCCCUUCAGAAUAAAAUUGAGUCUUCCCCUUCCCUUGAGAUAAUUUGGAUUUAGGGAAUACACUUGCAUGCUCUGAAUGUAAAGGUUGAUAAAAUCAAUUCGGUUAAUGUACCAUUAAACUUUCCAUAUAUAGUUUGUCAAAAUAUGGAAGUCUCAAAUAUAGUUCUUGGAAUGGAAUAGUCGCUGUUCGCCAUUAGUUAGACCAAGAUAGAACUGCUCUGAACAUAUGAAGAGUGGUUGCGUACUAGAUUCUUGUGAUCUAAUCAGAUGGCUGAACCAAUUAUUUGUCUACUAGAUUGUAGUAAUGGCUUGCUUUAUUUUGGAUUCUAAGUCAGCAUUAUUGUUGAAAAUAGAGAAAAAACCUCGUCACAAAGGACAGAGCAGAGAAUGGCAGAAACCGUCUCAAGAUUCAUUCAACUGUAACCCCCAUUAUAUAGGGAGUAACGAUACCCAACUUUUACCCAAAAACCCUCAACUAAUUACACUAUUUUCCCUACGACCUAGAACUUCCAACAAUUAUGCUUAGUUCUCCCAGAAUCAAAUUUGUCAAAAUAUGCACUUUAUUAUCAACCAUUACUAAAAAUUUCAAGGCGUAUUUCAGUUUUCAAGAAAUUGCUUCAUUCUAGUCCAUGCAAAGUUCCUUUGAUUGUAACUUUUGAAAUCUUCCUCUUUCCAGAUCUCUUUGACUAUGUUGAAGCCUAUCUGAUUUGAGAACUGACGGGAGAAAAGGAUAGCAAAUGUGCAUUCGUUUAUCGCUAGAAAGGCAUUCUUGACCCAUGUCUUUCUUUCAUUCUUCUUCUCUCCUCUUCUUUUUCAAAGAGAUAGAGUCUUAGUUAUUUUAAGAACCUGUGAGUUGUUGUACAAUGUGAUCAAGAUGAUAUUCGUUUGAUGGAAGUCCAUUCAAUGGGGAUCCUCAUAUCUGAAGAAGUCCUUCAAAGAUCUCAUUCUUAUGCCCCUUUUCUGAAACAUAUUCAUAUCACCCUUUAGAAUUAGUAUGAUGCGUGUGCCCUUGAUUAUUUUGUAAGAGUUAUUAGGCUGGAUGAGUGAUUGUCCCAAGUGAUUCUAAUUUAAGGUUAGGGGUAUCAAUCUUUGUAAGCAUCAAGUUGGUUCUCGAUAUCGAAAGGGUAAAGUGUGGCUAAAACUUCACUUUAGGUAUAAAACUGUACCCUUUCAUCUCAGCAAUUGGUUAUAACUCACUAUAAUUCAUUUAUUUUCACUUUUGUUUACAUUUAUGGGAUGAACUUUUCCUUAAGAAGUAAAGUUUCUUCGUAGAAUAUUAAUUGAAAAGCCCUUUGACGAUUCAAGCUGCUACUAAGGCUAGUCAAACUCCUGCCAUUAUCAAUGUUUCAUACGGUUUUCGGUGUCCACUGAACUUGUCAUUGCCUUGUUGAUCCUGCGUGAUAGGUGGUCCUCUGCUUUGGAAAUUCAGUUGCUUCCACCCGGUGGUUGCUGCAAGAUGAGUUCAACAUUCAGACUACAAAAUGCGACAACUGCAUCAUUGUGAGUCCCCUACCCUCUCUCUCUCUCUCUCUCUCUCUCUCUCUCUCUCUCUCUCUCUCUCUCUCUCUCUCUCUCUCUCUGAAACCACCUGGAAUCUCCUUUCCAAUGAUUUUAAUCUAGCUUUAUUUCUGCUCGGAUUAUUGGGCUACUCCAGACACUAACUGGCUUCUUCACAUGUUUUAGUGUUGCAUGAUCGGUCUCCAACAACUGGCCUGCAUUUUCUCUAUCGUUGCCAUGUGUGUCGGAGGCGAUGAGCUGGGAGAUGCUGCCCAGAUCCUGAACUGUUUAGCUGAUGCUGUAUACUUGACGUACGUUCAUCUCUCCCAUCCUCUUGCUCUCGUAGGGGAUAUUUUGUCCCACAUUCACCUAAAAAUUAACGUUUUUUUCUUGAUUUUUAUUGCAGUGUGUGCGCCUGCAUGCAGGUAAUGGCAACCAGCUCGGAUCCCCUUCUUGAAAAUUAUCUCUGACUUGAUUUUUUUUUUUUUCCUCUUAUUUACCGCACAAGUUGGAUGGAUUCAUCAUCCCCAAUUGCAGACCCAACAUAAGAUUGAAAUGGACAAGAGGGACGGUAAAUUCGGGCAGCCUUCCGUGAUGGCUGUGCCGGCAGUCCAGCAGAUGUCACGCAUAAACCAGCCGAUCCCUCCUGCUGCUGGGUAUCCUCCGCCGGCGUAUGGGCAGGCCUAUGCAUAUGGACCUCCUCAGGGUGCUAACCCGCCACCAGGUUACCCUCCUCAGGGCGCCUACCCGCCGCCAGGUUACCCUCCUCAGGGUGCCUACCCGCCACCGGGUUACCCACCGCGGAGUUAA